Messenger RNA from Capsicum annuum, 1008 nucleotides. Its product is annotated as probable LRR receptor-like serine/threonine-protein kinase At3g47570. NCBI's taxonomy places the organism in Eukaryota, Viridiplantae, Streptophyta, Magnoliopsida, Solanales, Solanaceae. Gene Ontology annotation, molecular function: ATP binding; protein kinase activity. The coding region runs from base 1 to 1008 and encodes 335 amino acids. The transcript has 3 exons. The record is from RefSeq and is a predicted model, not a curated record. Gene Ontology annotation, biological process: protein phosphorylation.
AUGAAGCAUUGUGUUGUUCUUCAAGAUUUAGUGUAUAGAAAAGGUAAAAGAGCUCCUCAACAAGCUGAUUCAUUGUCUGCCAUCACAAGAGAAAGAAUUCCAUACUAUGAAUUGAUCCAAGCAACUGAUGCGCUUAGCGAGAGUAAUCUGAUUGGUUCUGGAAGUUUUGGCUCUGUUUACAAAGCUGUUCUCAAAAGUGGAACUGCCAUUGCAGUUAAAGUGUUCAACCUGCAACUAGAUGCGGCAUUCAAGAGUUUUGAUACGGAAUGUGAAGUUUUGUGCACACUUCGCCAUAGGAAUCUCGUUAAAGUCAUUAUUAGUUGUUCCAAUCUUGAUUUCAAGGCUUUAGUGCUCGAGUGUAUGCCUAAUGGAAGUCUUGAGAAGUAUUUGUAUUCGCACAACUACUUCCUUGACACCAAGCAGAGACUAUCGCACAACUACUUCCUUGACACCAAGCAGAGACUAAGCAUAAUGAUAGAUGUGGCAUGUGCUUUGGAAUAUCUUCACCAUGGGUGCUUGUUGCCUGUUAUUCACUGUGACGUGAAGCCUAGUAAUGUCUUGCUGGAUGAAGAUAUGGUUGCCCAUCUCAGCGACUUUGGCAUUUCAAAACUGCUUGGUGAAGAUAAGGGUGAUUUGUACACUAAAACCUUAGCAACAUUGGGGUAUAUUGCACCAGAGUACGGACUGGAUGGACUAGUAUCAACAAAGUGUGACGUCUAUAGUUAUGGGGUCAUGUUGCUGGAAACAUUUACCAGGAGAAAGCCUAAUGAAUUUGAUGGAGAUUUUAGCUUGAAGCAAUGGGUGAGUUAUUCACUCCCAGAAGCAGUAAUGGACAUUGUAGAUGUCAACUUGGUAACACCACAGGGUAAUCAGAAGGAGAUAGAUGUUGUGGCUUCAAUCAUGAAAGUUGCAUUAGAUUGUUGUGCUGAAUCUCCGGCAAGAAGGACAAACAUGAAAUAUGUUGUAGGGAUGCUGCAGAAGAUCAAGAUUCAACUCCUUGCAUGUUGA